CGGCACAGCGUUCAUCACCACACAGCAGCGGCACACGCAGUGCGGCACAGAGGCACGCACUAGAUUUUGCCCUAUACAGGCUCUUGGACUAGGAGUAGCAAGUGGUACACGGCCUUGCGAGGGGAGGCCAUUGGACAGAGGUCAGACGAUGCUGCGCAGAUGUCUUCUCGCUGUCCAGCCGCAGAAUCUUCCUUCGGACAUAGCAUCGAGCAUUGGGAUCAACCUGAGAGAGCCACAAGACGGGCAGACAUGCGCUCGUCUGAUCCCAUCUAUGGGAAUGGAAGCUGUGACUGGACUGUGGACGAGGGUUGAUGGAGGAUUCAUGGGCUGCACUGGAUAUCGCUGCUGUGCCUGGACACCCGCAUCACCCAUGCAGAACAUGACAGCUCACACAUUCCUCCCCCCUCCUCUACGCAAACAGUCAAAAUGGUCAACCUCCGCUCUCAGAAGCGCCUUGCGGCCUCGGUCCUCGGCGUCGGCAAGAGGAAGGUCUGGUGCGACCCCGCUGAGCAGAACGACAUCGGCAACGCCAACUCGCGCGCCAACAUCCGCAAGCUGAUCAAGGACGGCCAGAUCAUCAAGAAGCCCGCCGUCGGUCACUCGCGUUCUCGCACUCGUGAGCUCCACGCCGCCAAGAGGCUUGGGCGACACACUGGUACCGGUAAGAGGAAGGGUUCCUCGGAGGCUCGCAUGCCCACCAAGGUCCAGUGGAUGAGGCGUCAGCGUGUCCUUCGCCGUCUCUUGCGCAAGUACCGUGAGGCUGGCAAGAUCGACAAGCACCUCUACCACGAGCUUUACCUCAAGUCGAAGGGUAACGUCUUCAAGAACAAGCGUGUCCUCAUGGAGCACAUCCACAAGGCCAAGGCCGAGAAGACCCGCUCGAAGCACCUUGCUGACCAGAUGGAGGCUCGUCGUCUGCGCAACCGCAACAUGCGCGACCGUCGCCAGCAGCGUCUCGCCGAGAAGCGUGCUGCCAUCACCGCUGUCGAGCACGAGGAGGAGCAGAAGUAAACAGACAGAAGUUGGGCAUCACAGACUCAUUACGCAGUCCGUCAAGGUUGGGUUGGGUCGGUGGCGACAAAAACGGGAGGAGCUCGUCAGAAGGACGGCGGGUCCUCUCCUGCACAUUCCCAUUCUGCCGCCACGAUCAGCUGCAAUCAUCCCCAGCACCACCGUCUUCACUCUUCUCGCUUCGGUUCUUCAUUGUACUACCUCCUACGUCUCGUCAUGCACUCGAGCCACACAUUUACACCGUACCCGACGUCGCGCCCCUUGCCAUGCGCCUUGACUCUAGUGUGAGCCCAGCUGUUACCGUAACAUGUUCCGCCUGGAGCUGAUGAGUGAGGACAGCCUGACUGUUGCAAGCGAUGCUGGCCUUGAGACUUUCGGGCUGAUGAGGAAGUGAGAGUG
This is a messenger RNA of Jaminaea rosea, 1410 nucleotides long. RefSeq lists its product as hypothetical. Gene Ontology annotation, biological process: translation. Gene Ontology annotation, cellular component: cytosolic large ribosomal subunit; ribosome. Bases 427 to 1011 code for a protein of 194 amino acids. Gene Ontology annotation, molecular function: structural constituent of ribosome; RNA binding. The transcript has 2 exons. NCBI's taxonomy places the organism in Eukaryota, Fungi, Basidiomycota, Exobasidiomycetes, Microstromatales. The record is from RefSeq and is a predicted model, not a curated record.